AUGGAAGCUCACAGAACUCACGCUGAUUAUUCCAAUUUUGAGCUUACUCUGAAGGUAGACACUCUUCAGAGUGUGAUCGAAUCCUACGGGGCGCUAUCUUCUCAGACGAGGAAUUGGGUCGCUAAUUUGGCAAAUGCUUCCUCCCUCCUUUGGCAUGCCUACCAACUGCUCAAUAUCCCCAUUAACUGGGCAGGAUUUUAUGUUGUUGACCCAAAGCAAGACGACCAGCUUAUUCUUGGUCCAUUCCAAGGGAAAGUAGCGUGUCAAAUGAUCAAAUUUGGUAAGGGUGUGUGUGGCACCGCGGCGGCUCGCAAGGAGACCCAGCUAGUUGAUGACGUAACAAAGUUUCCUGGUCAUAUAGCAUGCGAUGGCGAGACCAAGAGCGAGAUUGUUAUUCCAAUCGUCGUAAAUGAUAAAACGGUUGGGGUGUUGGACAUCGAUUGUUUGGUAUCUGAGGGCUUUGAUAUACAAGAUGAAGAAAUGUUAGAGACUUUGGCGAGGGUCAUUGCUUCAUCCAGUGACUGGUAA
This is a messenger RNA of Metschnikowia bicuspidata var. bicuspidata NRRL YB-4993, 528 nucleotides long. RefSeq names its product L-methionine (R)-S-oxide reductase. The transcript has a single exon. Gene Ontology annotation, molecular function: protein binding; L-methionine (R)-S-oxide reductase activity. Lineage: Eukaryota; Fungi; Ascomycota; Pichiomycetes; Serinales; Metschnikowiaceae. Gene Ontology annotation, cellular component: cytosol. The record is from RefSeq and is a predicted model, not a curated record. Bases 1 to 528 code for a protein of 175 amino acids.